Molecule: messenger RNA, 2450 nt
Organism: Brassica oleracea var. oleracea
Lineage: Eukaryota; Viridiplantae; Streptophyta; Magnoliopsida; Brassicales; Brassicaceae
Product: auxin-responsive protein SAUR71
Exons: 1
Coding region: 207-734 (175 amino acids)
Biological process (GO): response to auxin
Source: RefSeq, a predicted model, not a curated record
UGUGAUUAGCUCAAUAGUUUAACUUAAAAAUACAGAAAGAUAAUCACCCUUUUAAUUCUGCAAUAAACUAAAUCAGAAGUCGAAGGUCGCCCACUUCUAUAUAUCCCCUUACACACGUAGAAAGAGAAACAAACACCAAACCAUCACAUAAAACAAAACAGAGCACAUAACCCAUUUUGUGUUUUCUUCUGCCUUCUGUCUCCGCCAUGGAAGCUAAGAAGUCCAACAAGAUCAGAGAGAUCGUUAAGCUUCAACAGAUCCUCAAGAAAUGGCGGAAACAAGCACAUGCAUCAAAAACAGCCGACAGCAAGGAAGACAACAAUAGCAAUGGCGGAGGGAGCAAGGGCAUCAAGUUUCUGAAGAGGACACUAUCAUUUACAGAUGCAACAGCUGUGCCUAAAGGGUAUCUAGCUGUCUCGGUCGGCUUAGAGAAGAAGAGGUACACAAUACCAACCGAAUACCUUAGCCACCAAGCUUUCCAUAUUCUUCUGCACGAAGCAGAAGAAGAGUUUGGGUUCCAACAAGCCGGUGUCUUGAGGAUUCCUUGUGAAGUUGCUGUUUUCGAGAGCUUGUUGAAGAUAAUGGAGGACAAGAACGAAGGGUACCUGGUGACAACAACAGCUAAACAGGAUUGUAAAUUCAAUAAAGCAGCAGAUGACAAGACGAGAUAUGGGCAUCCAUCUGGUUGCCCUCCGACUCCUUCACACCAACCUCACAGCCCAAUGUGCAGAUAGUUUCCUUCAUUAAUGCUUUGCUUCUGUCCUCUCUUGUUGACUUUGAGCCAUUCUGCUUAUUUCCAUCUUCCCACAUUUUCUCUAGGGAUUUGGAUUUGUGUGCUUAUAACUUCUGAGAGGUUUUCCAAUUCUGCUUAUUUCCAUGUACAAACGGAUCAUUGUAACUGAAAUGAGAACCUCUUUUCCUGGUUUCUCUACUCUGUUUUCAAUUUUUGGUGUACUUUCUCAGAAGUACCCACCAGGCCAUUGAUAUAACCAUCUAUUCCUUGAUGAAAUAGCAGUAAUCUCGUGCACAAGACUAAUCAAAUACUGUAUAACGUGAAUCAAGCAAAAACAACAUCUGUGCUUUUUAUACGUAAUCUAGUCGACUGCAUUUGCAACGUAAAUCAGUAGAAACAUGUCAUGCAAGCAAGUCCAUGGCACAACCUUCAUGAUCUUACCAAAGAAUUUGAAUGUCUAUUAGUUUGUAGUAUCAUACAAGUUCAUAUAUGAUCUCAGCAGAUAGAACCUAAUGAAUCUGGAGGAUAUCAAACAUCGGCAUUUUCCUUUUUAACUCUAAGCAGAAACGAAUCCAAAAUGCUAUCUUGAUUAAGAAACAAGAAGAGAAAAAAGGGAAUGGUUCAUGUUUCUGCAGUUUGCGUUCUUUCCGGAACAACCUUGUGAAUAGAAGUGCAAUUAUGUCAUAAGUAAUCAUUGAUUAAAAGCAAUAGACUAAUCCAUAUUAAUAAUCAAUAGUGUAAUCAUACUAAAAAUCAAUAAAAAUAAUUAUUACGGAACUGUACUGUUAAUCACCAACUGGAAUGCGGUUGUUAAACUAUAUAAAUGAACAAGGUACGGUAUCCUAAGCUAGUCUUACGAAGGAUACUUAGUAAUAUAAUAAGGUAAUAACAGAAUCACAUGAACAUUCUUAAGUAGCUCCAUUAUUGUGGUCACAUGCAUAUAUACUUUCCAUCUCGAAAAGAGUACGGCAAAUCAAAAGGACUGAUCCCAUUAACCAAUCAGGUAUUCAAGUAACGUUUCAUGGAAUCAUAUGUAGAUUAAUGAUUGUCAAAGUCAAAAACAUAAACAUGGAGAUUUCGAGAUCCGAUAAUUCAGAAAAGGCCACAUGACAUAUGUACCAGAGAUGAAAUACCAUCAAAACUCUAAACUAUAUUAGCGUAAUACAUGUGCGCUGAUCUCCUGAACAUGAUGGCAAAGAUAAUGAAAUAAGAUACUUGGAGAAAGAAUAGUUGCAGAUUCUAUAAACAAAAAAGACAGCAAGAUCAAGAAACAAAUUAACAAGAAUAAAUCAUAUGCCUUGGAAUCAUAAAAAACCGUUGAUAGUUUUCAAGCUAACCGACAAGGGAAUCCCGUUUUUUUUAAGGCAUUGUAACUACAGAGACACAUUGAAGACAAGAAAAAAUCAACAGGGAAAGGUUCAAAAAAUCAGCUUCACACAUGAACAUAAAGAUGAGUGAAGAAGGCAAAAUGCAGUCACUUAUUAUCAGAUUAAUGUUUAACAAUUACAAAUGUGCUUAUACAUAAGGCUAAAUUGGACAUUUGAGCUUGGCGAGUAAGAAUAAGAAGAAGAGUAAGUUAUAUAUAAACAACAGAUGGAAUAGUUGCAGAUUCUAUAUUUAAAAAAAAAAAAGCAAGAUCCAGCAGCAGAUUAACUUUAGCAAGAACAACCAUAUAUUAUGCCUUGGAAUCAUAAAAACCGUUGAUAGUUUUCAAGCU